Messenger RNA from Penaeus vannamei (Pacific white shrimp), 3528 nucleotides. NCBI's taxonomy places the organism in Eukaryota, Metazoa, Arthropoda, Malacostraca, Decapoda, Penaeidae. The record is from RefSeq and is a predicted model, not a curated record.
AUGAGAGCAUCAGGUGUAUUCUUCACGCAUAGACCCUUAAAAGUCGAAGGUCUUGGGUCAUCCACUGAUGCCAUUGUGGCGCCAGCGAUCUCCACAACUUUAACACCCAGCCAUACUAACACAGCCACACGAUUCCCUCCUCUGAGAUAUAGACACCAGUCAUGUAGUAAACACCCCUUCUACAGAAGAACACCAAGGCUUAUGAGGGCAAACGACGGAAAGCUGGUAAAACAUAAUGGAAGAUCAAAGCCACAACUGACCAAGUCGUCGACUCAGCUACAAAAUUCCAAUCAAAUAGUUUUAUUUCUAAAGCUUUUAGGCAGUUAUGAGCACUAUUCAAAUAGCAUUUUGAUGAGGAUGUAUCUCUUUUCAGGCAGGAAUAUGAUCAAGAUUGUAGCACCAAACAUGUCCCUGUUUGUAUUGCAUGCGUUAUUGAUGGUGACUGCCUCUCUGCCUGCUGCUUGGUCUCUACCAGGACCUCCAAACCUCGCCAACUUGAUGGCUACGAUGCACGAUAGACCAUUCAGAUCUUUAGCAGACCUGAAAGCAUAUACAGAUGGCAUUCUGGACGUCGCAAACCUUCAGAUAAGCAAAGCAUUUUCCGUAGAAACUCGCAGAUAUAAACGAGACCUUGACGUCACUUCCAUGAAGGUAAACAGAACGGAGACAAUGACGCUUAGUUUCUCUUCUCUCCUUCAAGAGGUCUCAGCAUUGCAGGUUCUGGCUGCGCAAGACAAAGACUACUGGGUGUUAGGGUAUCACAGCCAUCAUGACCUUAUGGUGCUCGAGGUAUCCAGAAACGAAAGUGGAGUUCACCAACUAGUAGACUCCGAGUUACAUAUUUUCGGUGGUGUCGACAAAAUUGCUCCACAUCAUAGGCGGACAGCUCUGGAUUGCGGUGGCCCCCCCAGCAGCCAAUUUCGUGGGAAUCGUGAGGGUGGACCUCACUUCGCCGACGGCAGCCGAGUCCAGUCAGAUUAUCCCUGGAGAAGGAUUGGUGGGCGGCUGUUCAUGUUCGAGGCGGCGGGCGAGUUGUAUUUGGUCGUCGGGGCCAAGGACCCCACUGGCGAUGGUUCACUUCAUGCCAGAUCUCGAUUAUAUCGACUGAAUGGCAACUACUUUGAUCGCCAAGAUGAACUAGUCUUCAGAACUAAGGAUGUGUAUGAUGUUACAGGCUUCAGUGAAUGGGGCAAUUAUUAUCUCGUGUUUGCCAUGUCCUAUUCUGAAGGUUCGCAAGUCUACAAGUUCGACCCUGUUGUACAAACUGUGACUCUCUUACAACAACUUCCGGACACUGAUGUCUACAAAGUUUUGCACUACAUCGAAGCACAAGAAAACAAACAUUAUAUUGUAACACUGAAUAAUGAAGGAUCUACCAAGAUUUACUGGUGGACAAGUGAACAGCUGCUGCUUUGGCAAGCAUUAGACUCCCUUCCCUUGACGCGUGAAAGCAGCAGUGUGCAAGCGUUCUUGUUCACUUCCUUCGAAACUAUAAUAAUGGUUUCUAAUGGCGGUAGAAUUACUAUUUACACGGACGAUACAUCUGCACAUUACCGCUCCGACUUUGUCAUAGAAACCAAGUGUAACAUCAUUGACAAUAUGUUCAUGGUCCCAAUGGAAGGAAAUCAUGUGUUAAUUUACACGUGCAAAGACGAUCACGGCAAUACCAAUCUGGAAGCACAGAAUGUUGCAAUAGAGGAAAUUGAAUUAGAGCCUCCAGUGAAUGUGCCAGGCGAACUUCUGCUUUGCCUAAAAGACUUGCGGAGUGAGCUUGUUGGAAGUCAACGUGCUCUAUCAUACAUCGAGAGUGUUACGACGACUGGUGGCCUGAUGACCACGGAUAAGAAUCAGACUUGGACCGGCCCAGUGACGUUCUCUGGUGGGUUGUCUGUUAGAGGCAAGACUUCUUUCCAGACAGUUACUAUAAAGGGAGCUGACGCUGUCGACCCGAAUGCAGACACUUUCCGCAAUUUUUCGAACAAAACUUCAGAAAUUGAGGAUCUUGUGGAGACGCUCGCCUCCAACAUACCGGACAUACUUUACCAUUCCGGGAACCAAGAGAUCACUGGUCCUGUUGAUGCUACUUCGCUUUCCUCUGAUAAGUUCGAGUCGAAUGUUAUCAAUAUAGACAAGUUAAAUGAUGUGCCACUCCUGAACAUGCACCAUGUGUUUAUGAUGAAUGGAAUCGCCCAGAAUGUCAGUUCAGUUCUUUCACUCCACACAAUGAACACGGAACGCUUUGUCACGCGCACGGAGUUGCCAGCGACCUCCAUCAACGGCGUCUACUCGAACCAGUUUAUGCUGAAGAAUGCCACCUCUCAGGAAGUGACUGGACACCAUGCGUACGACCACGUCCAUGCGACAGCUAUUAACUCUGACGUGUCCAUGCUCAUUAACGGAGUAGAUACGGAACAUAUGGUUAUGAAGGACGCUAAUGCCACCUUCACCUCUGUGAAGACCUUCCAGAAUUUCACUGUGGCUAAGUCGUUGGACGCUGGCUUGGUCAAUGGUGUUGAUUUAGCUGACCUGUCGAAUCGCACGGUGUACACAACAGGGCAAAGCACCCAGAUCCUGAGGGGAGACUAUACUCUGCGUGCCGUCAAGGUCGAGGGCAAUGCAGACGUAAAACUCAUAAAUAAUGUUGACUUGAAACUGCUAAACGAGUCUGUUGUUAGGACCUCAGGUGACUUUACUUUGUCAGGUAAGAUCGCAUACCGUGGUGAUGUUAGCGUGGAAGGAAAUGUUACCAAUCCCCGAGUGAACGAAAUCCCAUGGAAAGACAUGAUUAAAGUGUCCUCCAGUGACGUCAUAUCUGGCAAUUAUUACUUUGACGACGCUACAAUAGCUACGGCCAUGAAUAGUGGAAAUGUAAACGGUCUCAACUUCAGCCAAGACGUAGUUCUAACGACAGGCGACCACAUUAUAGACGGUCGCAUAACGUUUAAUGACAGCGUGCGAGUGACGAGUGGCGAAGGCGUCCUCAUGGCAGAAGGAGCGACAAUCAACCUGGUCGAUCCUUCAUCCCUCAGAAUGAUGGAAUACACGGAGAUCUUUAUGAUCAGUGAUGCUAUCAACCUGACUGUUCCUCUCCAGGUAACAGGAAAUGUGACAGCACACACCAUUAAUAACCUUGCAAUGGAUGGCAUUGGCAGCCGAUACUGGAGGAAGAGUACAGAUCAGGUGAUCACGGCUUCACCUUCCUUGAAAAACGCCACUUUCCGAGACACCGUGAAUGGAGCAAGGUUGAACCAGCAGCAAAUGACAAACUACCUGAAUACACAGGGUCCACAGACCGUUACUGGAUCUUACGUUUUCAAGGCUCCAGUGUCAAUAGAGGGCGAUAUGCAAAUGGUUGAUCACAAAACAAUUGAUGAUGUGGAUAUAUCUGCUUUGGAGGAAGAGGUUAUUGACUUGACAAGCGAUCAGUUCAUAGAAGGGGAAGUGAAAAUUGAUGGAAAGUUGACCAUUGACGGCGACAUGUCCAUCACUGGGAAAUUAAACGGCUGGGAUUUAACUCAGACCUGCUGA